CGUUGUAAUGAAGAACUAUGUAAAAUAACUACAACAUAAAAUAAAAAACAAAAAGAAACAUUUUUCCUUAAAUGGGAAAAAACAGUACAUUUCUGUCAGCAUGCGUACUGAGUAACUUAUCUUUCUCCGCCACCGUCACCUUCCGGUAAGAUCUGGAAGUUCAACGAAAAAUUCCGGCGAGGAGGGUCGAUUUUUCCGGCGGAAAAAUGGGGGAGAAGGAGAUGGAGAGACAGAGCAUAUACAGAGCGGCGAGGAGCGUGAAACGGAGGGACAACAGCAUCUACAACGCUCUCCGAUCGAUAUACGAAGACUCGACGUUCGUGGGAGAGAUCCGUGAGCUAUGGCCGGAGAUUCCUCUGGUGGCGAAUCUCCGGUGCGGUCUCUGGUACUGGCGGAGGUUCGACGCCACCUGCUACUUCAAAUCAACGGAUGGGCACACCAACAAUCUCUCCUUCAACACCUCCCGUCUCAAUCUCCAUCUCCCUCUUCUCGCUGGACAGAAAGGAGGAUGUAUAAUAGUUGAUUCUACCCGGAAAGGAAAACGAUUUCCAGACAGCAUGUCGAAAACAAUACCCAUAUGGGCGUGCGUGUUGAAUCGUUACAUGUUCAAUCACUUCAAGAAAUCUCACAAUGAGCGGUUCGUCCAGGAGGGGUCAACCAGCAGUGAGCAAAACGGUGAUAACAUUUUGGCCGGAUGGGAUUGUUCUUUACAUCUACCGCUUUGGGUACCAGAAACUGAAAAAGCCGCCAUUGAAGAUCGGUUGGAAGAGUGGACGAGACAAUUAGAUGAGAGCGGAGCUGAUAUAACGUCUAUUGUUUCAUGCUUGAGAAAGCCUUUACGUCCGCUUUGGAUUUCACAGAAAACGCUGAUAUGGUUGAAUGAAGUGCCAGAGCACGAUUCAUGGGAUUUUACCCCGAUCAUCCUUCUUUCUGCCUCAGCAUCGUCGGGCGAAGUUCAGUGUAGAAAAAGUUCGGAACUGAGUUGGAGUUAUAUACCGGGAGCUGGAGAUGAUGAAGAAAGUUGGGCUAAGGGAUUAUCACCGAAACUUUUCUGGACUCAUGUCGAUGAUCUUAUUGACUCGGGCCCUGACUUGUGCAACCAGAAAGUAGCGGAGAUUAUCGAGAAUGACAGAGUAUAUUGUGCCCAAAGAGGUCAGGAGGCUCCUCAAGUUUCUAGUCGCAUUGAUAGUGUUACUACUGGUGCAGAGAUGACAUUUUCGGAGAAUUCAAACCCCGAGCUUUUGAUGAAGAAUCCUGAUGAGGAAUGCUUGAUAUUUUGGCUUGGAUCAACGAAUCUCGCCAUCGGACCUUCACAUAUCGCAGCUUAUAAUGUUACGGGUUUUGAUUACGUAUUAAAUUGCGAUCAAAACCCCAUCGUUGAAGCUCAUCCUGAAGCUCAUUUGCAUCUACCAAUGACGGGCUCGAAGUUUGAUCGGUUUUCGAUAUCUAGAAACCUUCCUUCUGCAGUUAAUUUUGCAAAGACUGGGCUUAGUCAGGGGAAGAAACUCUUAGUUUGUUGUCAUAACGGUGAAGACAUUAGUGUAUGUGUUUGUUUGGCCAUCUUGACGUCACUCUUCAACGAGAAAGGAGUCUUUGACGGAGGAAGUUGCUUUCGGGAGAGGAGCGUUACGAAACUGGCAAUGCGGCGAAGAUUGAUAUUCAUAUGCAGAUACGCCGUUAACGCACGGCCAUCCAGAGGAAAUUUGAGGCAAGUUUUCGGCUUUCUUUCUUCUCGGAACGAAGAUUCAGACGAUUGAAGCAAACCUUUCGAAUGUCCAUUUUAGAUUCGGGUUUCUCGAUUUUAGAAAAAUCAUAUCUGUAAGAUUUUUGUUUGGCGGGUUCACAAAAUUAUUCUUUUUUCAAAGGAAUUGAUAUUAUGGGACUAAAUGUUUGAUAACAUUUCUCUAAUGGUUUAUUUAGAAAUAAUUUAUGGUA
This is a messenger RNA of Tarenaya hassleriana, 1935 nucleotides long. RefSeq names its product tRNA A64-2'-O-ribosylphosphate transferase. Gene Ontology annotation, biological process: charged-tRNA amino acid modification. Gene Ontology annotation, molecular function: tRNA adenosine(64)-2'-O-ribosylphosphate transferase activity. Bases 207 to 1757 code for a protein of 516 amino acids. Lineage: Eukaryota; Viridiplantae; Streptophyta; Magnoliopsida; Brassicales; Cleomaceae. Gene Ontology annotation, cellular component: cytoplasm. The transcript has 7 exons. The record is from RefSeq and is a predicted model, not a curated record.